UGCACACAAGCUCAUUCAUGUGGAUGGAUGGGGUGGUGUGCUCUAAAGAAAGAGAUGACUCAAGAAUGAGCUCUGCUGGAUCAUUUCUCCAAAAGAUCAUGGUUCAAUACUGAAAGCUCCCAUUGAACUCUGAAAGUUGAGACACCAGGUGUUAAUCUUUUGAACCCAGGGAUACUCAGUUCUAAUGAGCUCUCUCAUUAAGCCUUCUUUGAUGAUUACAGAAUGACUGAAGAUUUAAAAGACAAUGGGCUGUACGUACCUUGAGGGCAUUUUGUGUGUGGAGACAUGUUACCUGCUAUGGCAUCGGAGAGUGAAAAAGCCCAUGCCCUACUGCAGUCGUUCAGCACAGCAUCUGCUAUUUCAAGCCUAGGAUUGGGGAUUUUCUGCUUUGUUGCAGAUAAGCUUUUACAGUUUUCUUUCAUUCAACAAAAUGACUGGCUGCGGGCACUCUCUGAUAACACUGUGCAUGGUGUUGUGGGAUUGUGGUCUUGGGCAAUAGUAAUUGGACUCAAGAAGAAGAGUGACUUUACAGAAGUGAUGUUAGCAGGCUUCCUCUCAUCUGUGAUUGACGUGGAUCAUUUUAUUUUAGCUGGCUCCCUUUCUCUAAAGGCUGCCUUUACUCUUCCACGAAGACCAUUCCUUCACUGUUCUACUGUGAUCCCUGUUGCAUGUCUGAUGUUAAAACUUAUAAUGCAUCUUUUUAAGCUGAAGGACUCCUGGUGCUUUCUUCCCUGGAUGCUCUUUAUAUCCUGGACUUCACAUCAUGUUAGAGAUGGAAUUCGUCACGGCCUGUGGAUCUGCCCAUUUGGAAAGACUGUUCCUUUGCCCUAUUGGCUUUAUGUGGCAAUCACAGCUUCUUUACCUCAUCUCUGUUCUUUCAUUAUGUAUUUAACUGGAACAAGAGAACUGAUGUUGAUCAAACAUGGGUUUCACAUUGACGUCUAAGGAUAGAGUAGGUAGUUGUGUUUCUGUCACUGAAAUAAUUCCCUUGUGCUUUCUGACAUAGUGUCAGUUCUGACAUAACUGACAAGUUACAGCUUUAUAGCUGCAGUACUGUUUCCCUGAAAACACUUUUGCACAAAGUAAUGUGAUCUGUUAAUGUCCAAACAAUCUCUUUAUUUGUAUCUCUUUCUGUAGAUUUCUUUUCAAUUGUUUUAUUCAUAAACUGGUUAUGUAUUCUGUAACAAAUCAGUUGCUGCCAAAUGGAGGGCCCCUUCUUUUGCCAUUUCAUAUUUACUGUUUAUCCACAGCUCAUCAAUUCUGGUUUCAGAAAGUAGAAAAAAAAGUGUCUCCCUUCCCAGCUUCUAAAUAACCUAAAGAAAGUUAAACAGCUGAGAACAGAGAUCGCCACUGUGCGGGGUGAGGAGACACUUUUCCUGGGGGCAGAAGAAUCUAGUGUAGACAUCUUCCACCACAGUGCAGACUUGUCUUGGAACAAGUAAAGGAUUGAAUAGAAAACAGAAAAAGGUAUCAACAGUUUCUAAUUACUAAUUACUUUUCAUAAUGGUCCCCUAGUUCUGUGUCCUUUAUGAAAUAACUUUAUUCCUAGUCAUUCUUUGCUGUUAAUAUUUGUCUUCUGAGCAUUAUAUUUUCCUCAUUUAGUUUAUAUAUAUAUGGCACUUUGAUGGUAAAGCAUCAAACUGCUACGGACAAAUAAAUAUUCAACACUGCAUAUUGCUUGGAUAAAUCCAAAAGCAGUGAUUUUGCACUUCAGUUAGCAGUUAGCAAAGCCUUGAAAGCAAAGGUAGCUCCCUAAAGGAGAUACGUAACGUUUUGUGGACUGUCUGUAGGGAGAACAUAAGGCGGAAAUAUGCCUGGCAACUAGGCUAGAGAUAGGCACGAACCACUGGUUCAUCCCUCAGUCCAACAAGUGUUCUACAGUUCCGAGCACUGCCUCCUUCAGCAGGCACCCACUCAGAAGCAGUGGCCCAGGUUCCCUGCCUUGCCUCCUCCAGGCCUUGAGUGGAUGCCUGCUGGAGGAGGCAGGGCUGAGAACCAGAGAACACGUCUUGGACCAACAGACAAAUCGCCAAAUUGGCAGUGUGUCCAUCUUUAAACAAGACUCAAUAGCAGAUCAAGUGUUGGAGGGGUUGCCAGUUACAGAGAUCUUACAUUUGUAGUACUUGAAACAGUAGAAACACCAUCUGAUGUUAGAGUUAAGCAGUCCAAAAUGUACAGAAUUGCCAGGUAUCCUCUCAUAGAACAUGUAUGAACUUACCUCUGUAAGAAAUUGUUGAAUCAUGGCAGUAGUGUAUCUUAAGGUAGAUUGGGUUGAGUAUAUCACACAAAGCUAUUCACAAGGGGAAUUUUAUUGAACACACAGAUAUAGCAAAAUUCAACAAUAAAUUAUAUAAUUCACUAUGGGGAAAUAUAUUCAUAAGAGGCAAAUUUGCAUAGUUUAGAGGGUUCUGAGAUUUGGGCUGCUCUGCAAAGAUCUACAGUACCUUAGCAGACUAUUUGCCGAUGUGCUACAAGGAUAUGAAGAAGACAGAAAGGGAGAAAGGAUCUUUCCCAAAACCACACACACACAGAAAGAAAAGUGGGAGGUCGAUUGGGGAACCACCAGUGUCUGGGGAAAAUACACAAGAUGGAUUAGGGAGACAAAGAUUACCUCUCCUGCUUAGUCUCAUUAGAGUGUCUUUGGGCUGGAGAACAUUGAAACUCCAGCUGGAACAAAGUAAGGGGAUUCUUGGGCAAGGAUCACAAGAGAGGGCAAACUAACUGAGGUCCUAGGCCAGAGACUAGGAAUUCAGGAGUGUCAUCUAGGCUAGCAGAUAUUCUGGCUAAAUUCUGAAUUGUGGGGAGCUAAGACUGAUUUCAGCUAAAUGAAAUCAGCACAAAGAGGCUUGGCAUGUUUCAGGCAAAGGCUCAGUAAGAAGAUUCACCCCAAAACUUUCCCUCCAAAGCACCGGAGUAUGAGUACUCUAUGUCUUUUUAAUCUGUUUUCUGACUAGUAAAAAGCAAAGCAUGCUGCUUAUAUACCA
Messenger RNA from Pogona vitticeps (central bearded dragon), 2984 nucleotides. NCBI's taxonomy places the organism in Eukaryota, Metazoa, Chordata, Lepidosauria, Squamata, Agamidae. The record is from RefSeq and is a predicted model, not a curated record.